Molecule: messenger RNA, 1670 nt
Organism: Metopolophium dirhodum (rose-grain aphid)
Lineage: Eukaryota; Metazoa; Arthropoda; Insecta; Hemiptera; Aphididae
Exons: 4
Coding region: 409-1137 (242 amino acids)
Source: RefSeq, a predicted model, not a curated record
AUAUAUGGGCGCCGGCAUUUCGGGACACCUCACUUAUCCGGCCGACGACGACGACGGUACGAUUGUGUCCAACUGCUGUCUCUCCACGCCGAACAUUUUAUUAUUAUAGUCCACAUUACACACACUCAUACACCACCGCCGUUUGAUAUAAUAUAAUAAUAACAUUAUUAUAUUAUAUACAUCGCAUAAUAAUAUAUACCCGCACCAUAUAUUAUUAUAUAGGCGGCUUUCAACCGCGGCGGUUCGAAUUCACACGUCACACGACAGCAUACAUUGAUCGUUGAAAUCUGCACCUGUCGAUUAUUCCAUCAUCUGCCGUGCGCAAUACCAUAUUUUUCCAAUAUUAUAUUAUAAUAUACGUAUAUUUCACUUUUCACCCGGCAUCCCCAAACAGUACUCAUCGACGAGAUGGCCAGCUCCAGCACUAUGAUCGUCGCCGUCGCCUCAGCGCUAUGCGUACACACCAUAUUGGCCUACCCGACUUCGAUUGAACGCGUUUCCGGAGACAACAAUUACUUGCCUCUUCGAAACUCUCCGUCGAGGGAUUUGGAUCGCUUCAUCGACACGUUUUGCGUCGACGGCAACCAAUGCAAUCUACCGAGUGGUAUGAUGGCCGCCGCGGCGUGGAAUAGUCUUGACCGAUUGGACGGUGGCCACACCAUGGCGGCCAAACGGAGUCUGGACCGGUUGAACGGUGGACACGUCAUGGUGGCCAGACGUAGCAGCCUAGACCGGUUGAACGGCGGCCACGUCAUGGUGGCCAGACGUAGCAGCCUGGACCGGUUGAACGGCGGCCACGUCAUGGUGGCCAGACGUAGCAGCCUGGACCGGUUGAACGGCGGUCACGUCAUGGUGGCCAAACGUAGCCAACCGGAACGGUUCAACGAUGGUCUCACCGUGGUCACAGGAGGUCCGUUACCCGUCCGUGGACAGCUGCAAUCGGUUCCUCAACAACUGCAACAGCAGCCCUCCAAGUAUCCUCAGACACUAACCCGGUGGUCCAAAGCCGACGUGCAGUCCUUCAACAACGACCGCGACGAUUACUACUCGAAAGACGGCGAUGACUACUACAUGAAAGAUUACGAUGGUGAUGAUUGUCUAGGCUGUGGUUCGUCGGCAAAGGCUGCGUCCUUUUAAUUGCUGUCACCCUCUCUCGUCGUCGUCCUCGCACAUAACAACACGUCAUGAUCAAACAGUAUUUUUCACAGGGUAUUGCACCCGAAUUAACCAAAACCCGUAACACACCUAGAAAUCAUUAAAAAAAAAAAAAACUUGUUAUAACUUGAAUGAUUUUUUGUCCAAAACACCCAAAUUGACCCAAAACCCGAAUAAGACAUUCCAGUUAACCAUGCAAAAGCCGAAAAUUUCAUUUAUUUCACAAAUUUUAAUAAUAAUAUAAAAUAAAUAAUAACUGAAUAGUUGUAUUCUGGAUGCCAGCGCCCGAAACCUGAAUAAUUGAUUCGGGUGCAACACCCUGAUAUUUAAUAAUUAAUAUCAUAGCUAUAUAUAGGUAGGUACAAAACUAUAUUAACCUAUACUGUAAUGGGCACGACGGCAGCGAUCGAAAACAUAAUAUUAUCAUGCGAUAGAAAUUUUGGUAUUAAAAUAUAUUAAACUAUUACUGCAGUGAUUCAAUGCUGCACAAAAUAAUAAAAAAAUUCAUGUGUUUA